Messenger RNA from Phoenix dactylifera (date palm), 3800 nucleotides. Its product is annotated as protein ARABIDILLO 1-like. The record is from RefSeq and is a predicted model, not a curated record. NCBI's taxonomy places the organism in Eukaryota, Viridiplantae, Streptophyta, Magnoliopsida, Arecales, Arecaceae. Gene Ontology annotation, molecular function: protein binding.
UAUAGCUCUCGCGUUCUCUCGCCCUUCUUUCGGACAACGAGAAAACCCAAGAGAGAGGAGAGGCGGAUCCACGCUGUGAGGGUUUCACCUCCUCGUCCCCCCUCCUCAAUCCCGUCCGCCCUCUAUAUCACCUCCCCUCUUCCCCUCCUCGCCCUUCUCCCCUUAUAGAAGUCCACGAUUCCCCCCUCCUUUAUACGAUUAAAACAAAACGAUCAAAAAAAAUUAAAUCGAAGCGCCCGUCCCAAUCCCUCACCUCAAAAACGCCAUCUCCAGGUACUCCACAACCCCUUGAUUCUUCCUAUAUUUUUUGUUCUUGAUCGAUCUCCCAAGAAACUGGAGAGAGUUCACCUGCAUCAACGAACGGAAACCUUCGAAAGAUUUCUUAGAAAAAUCCUCGAAUUCUUGAAUUAUAGAGCCUUCGAGUUCCCAAAGCUUCUCUCCGCUUCUUGUUUCCGCGAAUUAGGGUUUUGCCUCCAUGAGCCGGAGGUUGAGGAGGCGAGGCGCGCAGUCUAAGGGUAAGGCGAAGGUCAUCAUCUCCCCGGUCUUCCCCGAGACCGCCGAGGACUGCGAGAUCCCCCGCCCCGGCGGCGGCGGCGGCGGCCACUGGGCCGGGGAGGCUGCCGUGGACUGGACCUGCCUCGCCGACGAUACCGUGGUCCAGCUCUUCUCCUGCCUCAAUUACCGGGACCGCGCCAGCCUCGCUUCCACCUGCCGCACCUGGCGCCUCCUCGGCUCCUCCCCUUGCCUCUGGACCAGUCUUGACCUCCGCGCCCACCGCUGCGACCCCGACACCGCUGCCGCCCUUGCCGGCCGGUGCGCCCACCUCCGCCACCUCCGCUUCCGGGGCGCAGAUGCUGCCGCUGCUGUCAUGAACCUUCAGGCCCGCGGACUGCAAGAGAUUGCCGGGGAGUACUGCAGUGACAUCACCGAUGCCACGCUGUCGGUGAUUGCUGCCCGCCACGAGGCCCUUGAGAGCCUCCAGAUCGCUCCUGACCUGUGCGAGAGAAUCACCAGCGAUGCUAUCCGUCAUGUUGCCAUGUGCUGCACGAAGUUGAGGAGGCUGCGCCUCUCCGGCAUCCGAGAGGUUGACGGAGAGGCAGUUGGGGCCCUUGCGAGGCACUGCCCGCAGUUGGAGGAGAUUGCCUUCUUGGACUGUGGGAGCAUCGACGAGACUGCUCUUGGGAAGGUGGCGUCCCUGAGAUUCUUAUCCGUGGCAGGGUCACGAAACUUGAAGUGGGCUACUGCCUCCCUUUCCUGGAGCAAGCUUCCAAACUUGAUUGGUUUGGAUGUUUCAAGGACCGACGUGUCUCCAAGUGCCGUCUCAAGGCUUCUCUCCCUGUCCAAAAGCUUGAAGGUAUUGUGCGCUCUAAACUGUGUGGCACUCGAGGAGGAAGGGAGUCACAGUCCGAUGGCAUUUAGCAAUACCAGGGGCAAGCUGCUGCUUGCCCUUUUCAAUGAUAUUCUCAAAGGAAUUGCAUCUUUGUUCAAGGGCAUUGUGGUAAAGGAGCAGGGAAUCUUUGGGGAAUGGAGAAGUUGGAAAACUAAGGAUAAGAACCUGAAUGAUAUCAUGAGCUGGAUUGAGUGGAUCCUACCGCAAUCACUGCUUCGUAUCGCGGAGACUAACCCACGCGGCAUUGAUGAGUUUUGGUUAAGGCAAGGUGCUGCAUUGUUGCUGAGCUUGGUGAAGAGCUCACAGGAGGAUGUGCAAGAGAGAGCAGCAACUGGGCUUGCUACAUUUGUGGUGAUUGAUGAUGAGAAUGCAACGGUGGACCCGGCAAGGGCAGAGGUGGUGAUGCGGAAUGGUGGGAUACCUUUGCUUUUGGAGCUUGCAAAGUCUUGUCGUGAGGGUUUACAGUCUGAAGCUGCAAAGGCCAUUGCGAAUUUGUCAGUGAAUGCCAAAGUUGCGAAGGCAGUUGCUGAUGAAGGGGGUAUCAAUAUUCUUGCAGAUCUGGCAAGAUCCAUGAACAGGUUGGUUGCUGAAGAGGCUGCCGGGGGGCUUUGGAACCUUUCGGUGGGAGAAGAGCACAAGGCGGCCAUUGCUGAGGCUGGUGGGGUAAAAGCUUUGGUGGAUCUGAUUUUCAAAUGGCCCUCUGGGAUAGAUGGAGUUCUUGAACGUGCUGCUGGUGCCCUUGCAAAUUUGGCUGCCGAUGACAAAUGCAGCAUGGAGGUUGCUGUGGCUGGUGGUGUCCAUGCAUUAGUAAAGCUUGCUCGGUUGUGCAUGGUUGAGGGAGUACAAGAACAGGCUGCUCGGGCUUUAGCUAAUCUGGCUGCUCAUGGAGAUAGCAAUAAUAAUAAUGCUGCUGUCGGUCAAGAGGCAGGUGCACUUGAGGCAUUGGUGCAACUAACUUGUUCUCAAAAUGAAGGUGUAAGACAAGAAGCUGCUGGUGCUUUGUGGAAUUUAUCAUUUGAUGAUAGAAAUCGAGAAGCAAUUGCUGCAGUUGGUGGGGUUGAAGCCUUGGUGGCUCUUGCACAAGGAUGUUCAAACGCUUCUCAAGGACUUCAAGAGAGGGCUGCAGGUGCUUUGUGGGGAUUGUCAGUAUCAGAAGCUAAUAGCAUUGCCAUUGGACGACAAGGUGGUGUUGCACCUCUAAUUGCAUUGGCAAGGUCAGAUGCUGAAGAUGUUCAUGAGACUGCUGCUGGUGCACUUUGGAAUCUUGCUUUUAAUUCUGGUAAUGCUCUUCGCAUAGUUGAAGAAGGGGGUGUUCCGUCCCUUGUACACCUGUGCACAUCGUCAGGAUCAAAAAUGGCUCGUUUUAUGGCUGCAUUGGCGCUUGCUUACAUGUUUGAUGGGAGAAUGGAUGAGGUUGCAUUGGUUGGGUCUUCUUCAGAAGGUGCUUCGAAGAGUGUUAACUUUGAUGCUGCUAGAAGGAUGGCAUUGAAGCAUAUAAAAGAUUUUGUGCUGACGUUUUCGGAACCACAACUCUUCUCCAUGGCUGCAGCAUCCUCAGCUCCUGCAACCUUGGCACAGGUAGCUGAAGCCGCACGCAUACAGGAAGCAGGACAUCUGAGAUGCAGUGGUGCUGAGAUUGGGAGAUUUGUUGCCAUGCUUCGAAACCCAUCAUCCAUUCUUCGAGCCUGUGCAGCUUUUGCUCUUCUUCAGUUCACUAUCCCAGGAGGCAGGCAUGCAAUACACCAUGCAGGCCUCUUGCAGAAAGCUGGAGCAGCACGGGUCCUACGUGCUGCUGCUGCAGCUACCACAGCUCCUAUUGAAGCGAAAAUUUUUGCGAGGAUAGUGCUCAGGAAUCUUGAACACCACCAGCUGGAAGCUUCAAUAUCAAGUUUGACAUAAAGAAAUUUUUCUUCAGCAUUUAGCAACAGUAGUUGAACUCUUUCUUUUGCCAUGCAUGAGCCUGAAAUGGUGCCUGCGUUUGAAUUCUACUCUCUGAAAAUGCCGAUUCCUUGGUUACUGAAGCUUCUGUUCCUCGAUGGAGCUUUGGCUUUCGCUCCAUUAAACUGGUUCAUAUCCUGAGACCUAGGUCCUUGACAAAUAGAAUUGAGUUGGGGCUUUCUUGUUCUUGUUAAUUAGGUAUUUAUUAAAUUGGCUUGGCUUGUCUGUGAUGAUUAGGGUGUGCGGUGCAAUUUUUCUAUUUCUUUGGAGUGUAAAAGAAGGUGCUGGCGGUUUAAGAAUACCAGUAUCUGUAAGUUUUGCACUAUGUAUUUUAACAUUCAUGAUAGUAUGUUUGUUAUUAUUACAUCAAACUAAAUGAAACUCAAGUUUGAAACUGAAGGAAACUAAAUGAUAACUGUAAAAUGUAAAUGCUACGGAUAUAUUUAUGGCUCAUUUUGGACAACAUUUCACU